This is a messenger RNA of Penicillium daleae, 987 nucleotides long. RefSeq lists its product as uncharacterized. Bases 1 to 987 code for a protein of 328 amino acids. NCBI's taxonomy places the organism in Eukaryota, Fungi, Ascomycota, Eurotiomycetes, Eurotiales, Aspergillaceae. The transcript is spliced from 2 exons. The record is from RefSeq and is a predicted model, not a curated record.
AUGGCCUCAGGUCCCAUCUCUGUGUCCAAUGGCUGGUGGACUUUCACCAACUAUGCCCCCCUAACCACGACAUUCACUCCAGCCCCAAGCUGCACCGCAUCCGACAGACUCAGUCUCGGCUAUAUCAACCACGGCUACGUCUACCUGGAAUACGGCGUGCAAUGUACCAGCGAUGUGCACUAUAGUGACUGUCUGCCCACGGCCACGACAACGGUAACCACCAUGCCAACUCCCCCCAACGAAAAGCCCUGGGUGGGUAUUGGGGGCUACUACUCGCCGGGUCUGUACUGUCCUUCAGGAUGGGAGACUGUGGGCGUUGCGGCGUGCGAUGCCAGCAGCACGCUUACUUCGUCGGGGAUUUUGAGUACGACGCCGGCUGUGACGUUUAGUAGUUCGGAUCCGAUGUCGUAUUAUUAUGAGACGGCGACGUGGGAUGAUCCUGCGACAUUGUUGAAGAGUGUUCUCGAGCCGAGUCAGACGAUGGCUGUUUGUUGUCCGAGCUCCUUCACUGCAGACGCCUACGGCGGCUGCUACUCCAUCGCUUCGGACUACAAGCCUACCUGGGGCUGUCAAGCUUACACAGGAUACAACUACGAGUACGGCGAGGUAACAGAGACAUACACCCACGGCACACGCACGCGCACGCGCACCUACGCCGGAGAUGAGCCCACAACUACCAUCUAUGAAACCGAGACUGAUACCCAUUACUUUAAACAUUACGAAACUAGCUAUUACUCGGCUAUCUCGUAUGUCCCCAUGGUUACCCUGUUGCACCAUGAGUCGGACUUGGCGAGUGCUAGUUUGGCUUCGGCUUCGGUGACGGGGACGGGGGCGAACGCUAGUGCUAAUGCUACUGGGACUGCUGCUGCGACUUCAAAUGCGGCUGUGAGAUUGAGUGGUGGGCGCGAUAGGUGGGGUGGGAUUGGGCAGGUGUUUGGGGUCGUGAUGGCGGCUAUGGGGCUGGGAGCUGCUAUUGUGUUGCAGUAG